AUGGCGCGAUCAAUGCAUGGAGCGACGUCUCGCCAGGGCAAACGCGGCGCUGUGGGCAAGGCCAAGCUGGGCCGUGGUACUACAGGAAUGGGCGCCAACCCGAAUAUGCGUAAAAAGUCGAAAUUGGUGGUCACGUUCGACCCGGAGAAGCGUAAGGAAUAUCUCACGGGUUUCCACAAGCGCAAGCAGGAGCGACGUCGCUUCGGUCUGGACAUGGAGGCGUACAAGGUCAAGAAGCGACAGCUUGAAGCCAAGAAGCAGCGACGCGAGGAACAGAAGGAGAAACUGGCAGUGCUUAACUUGCUAGACGACGACAAGAAGGACGAAGAAGAGGAUGAAGAAAGCAAGGUCGACAGCGACUCCGACGUCUCCGAAGACGAGAGCAAGCCAGUGCUAGGCGGUGCCAAGGCGGUGACCAAAGUCCAGACGUUCAACGACGACUUCACGCAGGGUAAAUUCGGCGACGUGGUGACAGUCACGACGUCAGUGGGCGACCUACAGAGCGACAGUGACGAAAGCGGCAGCGACCUGGAGCCUUCGGACGACGAAGAGGAAGCCGAGAGGCCUAAACACUCAGCGUUUCAGCAUAAGAAGAAGAAGUUUGAUAAGGAGCAACACUUGACAUUAUUCCAGCGGAUACAGCAACAGCGUAAGGGCAAAGCUCUGCCGUCCAAGCGGUCGAAACUCAAGGACGCACGUGCUGCUCGUAAGGCCAUGCUGGGCAAGAAGGCCAGCGUUGUUACAGGCAAGAAACGCAGUGCUGAGGACGGAGAUGGAGGAGGCUCAGCCGUCAGUAAACUCAACAAGAAGCUCAAGAUGAAGCGUCAACAAGGUGGCAACAAGCGCAACAAGAAGCGGUAA
This is a messenger RNA of Phytophthora infestans T30-4, 861 nucleotides long. RefSeq lists its product as uncharacterized. The transcript has a single exon. NCBI's taxonomy places the organism in Eukaryota, Oomycota, Peronosporomycetes, Peronosporales, Peronosporaceae. Bases 1 to 861 code for a protein of 286 amino acids. Gene Ontology annotation, cellular component: nucleolus. Gene Ontology annotation, molecular function: RNA binding. The record is from RefSeq and is a predicted model, not a curated record.